Molecule: messenger RNA, 1149 nt
Organism: Aureobasidium musti
Lineage: Eukaryota; Fungi; Ascomycota; Dothideomycetes; Dothideales; Saccotheciaceae
Source: the annotation of a GenBank genome assembly
AUGUCUGAUAAUUUGCUUUCUCUAGCUGGUUGGUAUAUCCUGCCCAACCUGGUCACAGGAUGGGUUCAAUCAGCCUUCUAUGCCAUCUGGAUACGCGCUGGUGAUCCCAGACCUCAACCCGGAACCAGAACCUUCGUACAGCAUCGUCGAAGAAUAAACAUCAUAGUCAUUGUGGCCUAUCUGCUCUACACAAUCUACGAAGCCGACUUUCAACUCCGCAUGGCUGGAAACUUUUACCAAGACCUUGGUGUAGGACUGGCAGUCGACGAACGAGGAAUCAACAGUCGUUUCAGAAGAUUGUAUGUUUUGGAUCCUACCUCAGUUUCUUUCGGUUUGGAUAUGCUGACAGUAGUCGAAAAGANNACCCUGCUUCAUCACCCAGACAAAGUAUCUUCGGAUUCAGACCGCAGCACUGCAGAAGCCUACUACGUACAUCUCAAACUCUGCCGUGACAUCCUCAUCGACCCAACAAGACGCUUCGCCUACGAUCGCCUCGGUCCCGAAACCCUUUUCUGGCAAAAAUCAACCACGAUCCCUGAUUUCCUCUCCGUGGGGCUCAGACACAUCUUCAUGUACUAUCUCGGUACUGCUGGUGUAUUAACUCUUCUCGGCUUCUUGGGCUACAUCAAACAAGCUGCUUUCUGGCGCUUUCUUGCCUUGGCAGCUUUGGGCAUUUUCGAAGUUCAUUGCCUUACAAACCAAACUUUUCCUCGCCUCCUAACCCAACUCGCAAAUCCGGUGUUUGCCAUCAUCCCACACCAUCCUGCUUUCCUUCCCUUCCAACUAAUUUCUCUGUUGCGCAAACUGGUCUUGACGGCUUUCAUCGCCUUUUCUCAAAUCGGACCUUUGUUGUCCUCGCCCGAAGCCGCUGCGGCGCAAACAGACCAAACCGAUCAAGUAUCUCAACAGCAAUUACAGAGAUUAGGUGCUUUAGGACAAGCAUUGGAGAAUGAAGCUAAUAUGCUCAUGGGAUUGGAGAUGACGCCGUUUGCAAACGACGAAGGUGCGAUGAGGGAAAUGAGAGGCAGGAUGAAGAGGUUUUUGGUCGAUAACACCGUGAGGAGUAAUGCAGAGGUUAGGAAUGCGAUGGGUGAGGCUAUUGCAAGGAGGAGGCAGGGUGUGCCGCAUGGUGCUGUGGGUGCUAGGUAG